Molecule: messenger RNA, 432 nt
Organism: Thamnophis sirtalis
Lineage: Eukaryota; Metazoa; Chordata; Lepidosauria; Squamata; Natricidae
Source: RefSeq, a predicted model, not a curated record
AUGGCUCACUGUGGACCAUCUUGUGCUGUUCCAUCUUGCGCUUCCGCCCCUGUCGUCGGACUGGGGUCAACUGGCUGUGGGCCAUGGGGAUACGGCUACAGAGGUCUUGGUCUCGGCUACGGUUAUGGUGGUGCUGGAUUCGCUGAAUCCGCCAGGAACUUGGGCACCCUGGCCGGAGUCAUCCCAUCCUGUAUCAACCAGAUCCCACCAUCUGAGGUGACCAUCCAGCCUCCUCCAGUUGUGGUCACCAUCCCUGGUCCUAUCCUGUCUGCCAGCUGUGAGCCUGUCGCCGUCGGAGGAAACACCCCAUGUGCCGCCGGAGGUUAUGGACGUUAUGGCGGCUACUACGGAGGCCGCCUGGGGCGUUACGGUCGCCGUGGCAGCAUCUGCUCUCUUGGGCGCAGAGGUAGCAUCUGCGGCGUCCCUUGUUAA